This is a messenger RNA of Vespa mandarinia (Asian giant hornet), 2727 nucleotides long. RefSeq names its product recQ-mediated genome instability protein 1. Gene Ontology annotation, cellular component: RecQ family helicase-topoisomerase III complex; nuclear body. NCBI's taxonomy places the organism in Eukaryota, Metazoa, Arthropoda, Insecta, Hymenoptera, Vespidae. Gene Ontology annotation, molecular function: nucleotide binding. The record is from RefSeq and is a predicted model, not a curated record. Gene Ontology annotation, biological process: double-strand break repair via homologous recombination; resolution of meiotic recombination intermediates.
AUUUGGAGGUUAUUUAUUUUUAAUUAUAUUUUUGCAUAUACAAAUGUAGACUUUAGUGUAUAUGCAUAUAUUCAAAUAUAAAUAACGUAAUGUAUUCGUAACUAUAUAAUAUAAUGUUUUAACAAAUUUUAUUAUCAAAAUAAUAAAAAAUGAACGAAGAUCUUAUAAAACGAGUUAAAAAUACAUUAAAAUCAGAAGCAUAUUCUAUGAAUGAAAUUUGGUUAAGAGAUUGUAUAGAAUAUUUUACUUCAGAAAAUGACGCUGUAAUAUAUAAUGAAAUAUUAAAAUUUGUGAGAACACAAUGGCAAUUAAGUGAUUUACGUGAGAUUAAUAAUGAUAAUGGAUGUUUACCGAGAAAUCUUAAACAACAAAUGUGUACAGUAUUACAUGGAACUUAUAUACUUCAGAUGAACACAAUGUAUGAUAUAUCAACUUCAAAAUUUAAACAACUGGAACAAAUACGUAAUGUUUCAAAUGUUAAUAUAGAAGCAACAGAAGAUAUUAAACCUCAAAUAUGGGAGCCUAAACCAAAGAGGAUGCUUCUAUUAAAUUUAACAGAUGGUAUACAAGAUAUUAGUGCUAUAGAAUACAAAACCAUUUCAUCCUUACAUGAUGCAUUAUUACCUGGAUAUAAAGUAAUGAUCAUUGGACCUGUAAAAUGCAGAAGAGGUAUUAUUUUAUUAGAAGAAGGUAAAUUCAGAGAAAUUGGUGGAGAGGUAGAAAAUUUAUCCAUCACCAAUGCAUUAGAAAAUGUUUUAGCUAGAGCUUUAAAUUGUUCAGAAAAUCCAGAUCCUUAUAACGAUAAAAGCCAGGAAGUACAUAAUCCGAAAUCACCUGUUACAAAUGAUUUUUUUGAAGAUGAUUUUGAAGUGAAUUUGGAAGAAGUUACAUUAAUCGAACAACAAAGUCAAGAGGUAGAUAGGAUACAGAAUACAGAUAACACAUCACGUACUAUAAAUACACAAAAUAACAUGUUUAGUACAAGGAAUAUUAAACAAAAUUUUGUUCAUCCGAAAGAUCCAGUUAAUAAGAACGAGAAAAACAAAAAGAAUGAUAUUGAAAUUAUUGAUAUGGAUGAUGAAUUGUUAGAAAUGAUAGAUGAAAAUCAAUUUAUUGCAUCUACCUCAAGUACAUCUAAUAAUAAUGGAAGUACAGAUAGAGAAAAAAAGAAUUUAGUCAAACCUUUUCGAGUAUUACCUAAAGAAGAUAAUGAUAAUAAUAUUGAAGAUGAUAUAAUAAUUGUGAAAGAUAAAGACGAUACAUUGAAAUGUUCAACUGGACAAAAAAAUAUUAAAGAACAAACUGACAUGUAUUUUCCAGAGGAUGAUUUUAAUUUUGAUGAUAUUGACAUGUUAGAAGUGUUAGAAAAAAAUGAUUCUAUAUCAAAAAAUAAAGAAUCUGAUAUGAAAAGAAAUUUUCAAUCAACUAAAUCAUUCUUACAGAAUAUUCCAAAUUCAAAACAUUCCCCAACAAAAGACAAAAAUUCUUUUGAAACGUCAAAACUUAAGAAAAAUAAUAUUAAUACAAGUGGAAUAUCAUCCAGGGAACAAGUUGAUUAUAAAAUAGAAAUUGGAAAUAAAAGAUCCGCGGCAUUAAUGUCACCACCGCCUGUUGGCUCAUCAAAAAUACGUUGUAUCAAAGAAACAACAAAUAAAGAGAAAGGCGUACAAAAGAUUUCUGACUUUAUGAAAACAAAAAUUGUAAAAGAAGAAAUACCAGCGAAAAUUUGUGAUUUCAUUUGUGACAUAAUUGAUGAGACGAUAAAAGAAAUAAUGUUUAAAACUGUACGAGGGCAUUUCAUUACUUUUGGAAAAUUAUCUAGAAAAAAUUCUUGCUGGCAAUUAGAAGGAACAAUCUCUGAUAAAACAGCAGCUAUAGACGUUGUUGUUGCUUCCGAGAUUAUAGAAAGAUUUCUUGGAUUUAGCGUUAAGGAAUUUUCCCAAAAAAGAAAGCUCGCAAAAACCAAUGGUGAUAUAGAACAUGAAUUGAGAAUGGCAUGUCGUAAUGCAGAACAAAAAUUGAAACAAUUGGAUGCUUUAUUAGAAUUGGAAUUAAAGCCAGAUCAUAAAGCAAAAGUAGUAAAUAUUAGAUCAUUGACUAAUCAACAAAAGGAAUUAAUUGAUAAAAGAUUGAAGGCACUGAAGAUAUAGAAAAAAAAAAAAAUUCUAUUUCAUAUAUUAUUUAAACAAAAAUUUUGCUUUAUAUAGUCAUUAUUAUAUCAUAAUUUUUAUAUUAUUACUAUUACGACAAAGCUCUUUAUAUUUUUUUCUUAUUGUAGAAAACUCAUUGUUAAAAGUUCACUCAACGAAUGAUAACGUUUUGAUUACAUUACAAAUCGCAAUUUUAUUUUUUUUUUAAGUUUUAAUUAUUUAUUUUUGUUAAAUAAAUAAAUAAACUAUUUAAAGAGAGAGAAGGGAGAGGGAGAGUAAUAUGUUUGUUAUUGUGCUUUAAAUAUUGGCCCUUGAUGUAAAAAAGCCAAGAUGCUCCAAUUUAAAACUCAAAAGAGAGUAAACUAAAGGGAAGAAUUUGCAGCAUUCAUUUUCAAGUUUUUUUUUUCUUUUUUUUUUCCUGUAAUGGUUGUACACUUCCGUGAAUACCACACCCUGAUUAUGUAAAACCGACUGGCAUUGUGCUGUGGUACAGAGCAAUCAUACCUUGCUCUUCAAUGGCGUAGAAUUUAAAUCCAUGUUGUACAACCUCUACAAAUAGUAAAAUUAUUUCCUUUUU